Molecule: messenger RNA, 264 nt
Organism: Puccinia graminis f. sp. tritici CRL 75-36-700-3
Lineage: Eukaryota; Fungi; Basidiomycota; Pucciniomycetes; Pucciniales; Pucciniaceae
Exons: 5
Coding region: 1-264 (87 amino acids)
Source: RefSeq, a predicted model, not a curated record
AUGACUUCAAGUGGUCAUGAGAAAUCUAUGCCACUCUUCCGAUCCAGUGCCUCCCCCUAUCAAGCUUAUCGAGCCCGUCCGGUUGGAUUAGGAUACAUAUUUGCAAUAAGCUCCGGUCAUUGGUUAGUGAAUGGCCAAAGGGUCUGUGUGGGACUGCUGGUUCAGGUUGGCCAUCGAUUGCAAUAUAUAGGAAUGCGCUGUUCAGUGAGGGUAUAUCCUCCCAUGGGCCUCCUUGAGGAUAACUCCGAGCUGCCCAACCGAUGA